AGGAGUACCAUUAACAGAAUUAAGGCGCAUUUGGGGAGCAAAUGCAAGGAAAAUGGGCAACCAAUUGGUCGGCAUUGCACCGUCGCAAAUUCAUGCGGUGGAACACUACUUUUCUGGCCAAUUUGGCAGCGAAAUCAUCUUCGAGUCGAAUAUGGGCAGCACGCGCUUCUUCAAAGUAGCCAAAGCCCGAACGCUCGAGGGCCUGAUAGUUGUCAAAGUAUUCGUGAAACAUGAUCCAACGCUGCCGCUCGAGGAUCACAAGGAGAGACUGGAGUAUAUUAAGAAGACACUGGCGAAUGCUGUCAACUGUUUGCCCUUCCAAAGGGUUGAGCUCAUUGACAAGGCGGCGUAUAUAAUGCGGGAAUUCGUGAAGCACAGCCUGUACGAUCGCGUCUCCACACGGCCCUUCCUGACGGUCCUCGAGAAAAAGUGGAUCACAUUCCAGAUACUGUGUGCGCUGAAUCAAUGCCACAAGCAAAAAAUUUGUCACGGCGACAUCAAGUUGGAAAACAUUCUGAUCACCUCGUGGAAUUGGAUUCUGCUGUCGGACUUUGCCUCGUACAAGCCCACAUACUUGCCGGAGGACAAUCCGGCCGAUUACACGUACUUCUUCGAUACGAGUCGACGACGCACGUGCUACAUUGCGCCGGAACGUUUUGUCAAGUCGCUCUCGUCGGAGGACGAUGGCAACGUCUCCAUGGUGCCCAACGAUUCAAUCAUACGCCUGGCGCCCACAUACACCGGAAACACCUUAUUGCCAGCCAUGGACAUAUUUUCAGCGGGCUGCGCCUUGCUUGAGCUCUGGACCGAGGGCACAGCGCCCUUCGAGCUGUCUCAACUGCUUGCCUACCGUAGUGGAGAGCGCGAGUUGGUGGAGAAACACUUGCAGGGCAUUGAAAACGAGCGUCUGCGCAACCUGCUGGCCUCCAUGAUAGACGUUAAUUCGAUGAAUCGCAAGAGCGCCGAGGACUACCUGGAUCAGGAGCGUGGCAAACUGUUUCCCGAGUAUUUUUACUCAUUUCUGCAGUUGUAUCUGCAAAUGUUCUCAUCGAUGCCCAUCAUGACACCGGAUGACAAGAUACAGCACCUCCACAAGGACAUAUCCCACUGCAUCAAGGUGCUGACACAGGCGCAGGAUCUGACCCCCGACGACCAGGAGAACGAGUACAGCGCAGAGCAGGAGAAGCAGGAUGCGACGCCUUGUGCGCGACUCCCGCCCGAACAGGAUGGACUUAUACUUAUCAUCACGGUAGUCACCUCCUGCAUUAGAGGCCUCAAACAGUCAACAUCCAAAAUUGCCGCAUUGGAGCUGUUGCAGAAGCUGUCGAAGUACACCACGUCUGAGACAAUACUGGACCGCAUAUUACCUUAUAUUCUGCAUUUGGCGCAAACGCCGACCACAAAUAUGCAGGUGCAGGUGCAAGUGCAGGCCAUCGACACACUGACUGCCUGCCUCAGCAUGGUCAAGGACAUACCACUUAGCGAUGCGAAUGUAUUUCCCGAAUACAUACUGCCCUCCAUAGCCGAUCUGUCCAGCGAGCAGAGUGCGGUGAUUGUGCGCGUAGCCUUUGCCAAGAAUAUUGCCGCAUUGGCCAAAAUAGCAGUUUACUUCCUGGAAGAAACGCAGCGCAACGCGCCCAACGACAUGCCCAUGCAGCGCUACGAAGCUGAGCUGAACGCUCUGCACGACAUUGUGCGCCAAGCCGUGCUCAGUCUGCUGACGGACUCCAAGCCCAUUGUGAAGCAGACGUUGAUGGAGUCGGGCAUCUGCGACUUGUGCGCCUUUUUUGGCAAGGAGAAGGCCAACGAUGUUAUACUUUCCCACAUCAUGACAUUCCUCAACGACGACGAUAAGAACCUGCGUGGCGCCUUCUACGAUAAUAUUGCCGGUGUCGCCGGCUACGUGGGCUGGCAGGCGUCGGACAUAUUGGUGCCGCUGCUGCUGCAGGGCUUCACCGAUCGCGAAGAGUUCGUCAUUGGCAAGGCCAUACGUGCCGUCACCACUCUCAUCGAACUGGGCCACAUCAAGAAGCCCACAGUGACGGAAAUUGUCAAGGAGACCGCCUGCUUUUUGUGUCAUCCGAAUUUGUGGGUUCGUCACGAGAUUUGCGGCAUGAUUGCGACCACAGCGCGCACUCUCAGCGCCAUCGAUGUGCAGUGCAAGAUUAUGCCGGCGAUUGGUCGUUUUCUGAAGGCGCCGCUCAUCCAGGUGGAGAAGCCGCACAUUCUCCUCGACUGUGUGCAGCCGCCUAUACCGCGUCAGGUGUUCGAUAGCGUGCUGCGAUUUCAGGACAUCAAUCGGUUUGUGGCCGCUCUCGAGGAGCGCAACAGAGUGCGCUCCAAGACACGCGCGGGCGCCGUGCCACAAUACGAGGAAAUGGGCCAGACUUUGCUGAACCUCUUCCGACGCCUCAGCUCCGAGGGCUUGACGGACGCUGUCGAGCUGCAACUGCUGGCCAUGAAACCCUUCCUCAUCACGCUGAAGCACAAGGCCCAGCAGUAUGCGGACGAGGCGACCACAGGCAAUGGUCGAAUUAUCAUCAGACGCAAGGAGGCCUGCCACGAGUAUCCGCUGGCGGAUAAGACCAACAAAUUGCCGAUCGAGACACGUCAAAGCGAUGGCCACUUGCCCGCCUUAGUCUCGCCAGCCUCGGAUGUGGCUGUAACGCCAAUUGGUGGCGGCGGGCUGGCGGGUAGUCCUGCCUCCGGGGUGAUGGUGCUCGGAGUACCUCAAACCACCGUGAGCGCGGCCACAUCGCUGGGCGAGUACACGCUGCCGGAGCGCAAUUAUUUGCUCGAGCGCGCCUCGGAGUGUCGCAAGGAUCUGGAGUCACUGCGCCUGAAGAUCAAGAGUCGCUACAAUGUGUUGGCGCUCUCGCAGCGUUGCAGCUAUGACAAGCUGAGCUCGCCCUACCCGAGCAAUUGGCGGCUCAACGGCACCCUAGUAGCACAUUUGCACGAGCAUUCCGAAUCUGUGAUCAAGUUGGCGCCUCUGCGACCGCAUGGCUCGCUCUUUGCGAGCGGCAGCAUCGAUGGAACUGUUCGCCUGUGGGACUGCAGCAAGCUGAACGGCAACCAGGGCAUCAACAAGUCCCGCCAAGUGUACUCAACCAACACGCCCAUCUAUUCAAUCGCCGCCUGCGAUGGCGGCCAGUCCUUGGCCGUUGGUGGCAAGGACGGCAGUCUGCUGAUGAUGCGCAUCGAUCGCAACUCCACCAAGAUGACUUUACAGCACGCCCGGGACCAGACCGAGCACAACGACGGACCCAUUGUGGAUAUGCACGCCUAUGACCAGGCGGCGCCGAGUGUGAUUGUCUAUGCCACGCUGUAUGGCGGCAUUGUGGCUUGGGACACGCGGAUGCAGCACAGCGCUUGGAGGCUGCAGAACGAGCUGCGUCAUGGUGUCAUCACUACCAUUUGUGCCGAUCCCACGGGAUCCUGGCUGGCCACAGGCACCAGUGGAGGCAAACACAUCUGCUGGGAUCUGCGCUUUCGUCUGCCCAUUGCCGAGAUCAAGCAUCCGGCGGACUCGUGGAUUCGCAAGGUGGCCUGCCAUCCCACAGAGCCGUCCUAUUUGAUUUCAGCGUCGCAGUCGAACAACGAGGUCUCGGUGUGGAACAUUGAGUCGGGCCAGCGGCAGGCGGUGCUGUGGGCCAGCUCUGCUCCCGUCCUGACCAAUACAAGCCUCAAUGAUCCGGCCACCACCUGCGGCGUUCUCAGCGGCGUCGUCGAUGGCUCGCCAUUCAUACUGACGGGCAGCUCGGAUCAGCGCAUCAGGUAUUGGGACAUAGCUUCGCCAAAAAACUCGGCCCUCAAAGUACCAGCUGCGAAUGAUAAUCUACAGGAGGUUGCCUUCAGCUACAACGCGCGCCUUAUUGAUGGUAGCCAGGUAAUUGAGGAGCAGAUCAUACCCCUAAACAAUGCCGGAGAUGCGCAUCAAAUGCGCUCAUCGACGGAGGAGAAUCCCAGAUCAGGUCCGGACAUGCCUACGGCCAGCCAUCACGAUGCCAUCACAGACCUGCUCAUGUGCAAGGACAAGGGACAGAUCUAUAUAGCGUCAGCGUCCCGAGAUGGCGUCAUCAAGCUAUGGAAAUAGGCAUCGACAAAUGCAUCUAUAUAAACCAUUUUCCAACUGUGAUUCUCGAUUAAGCCGCCUUAUGUGCAACGAGUGCUUAGACAAAGUGUUAAUUAUGUAUGUCUAAAGUCUUGGAGGGUCUUCCAAUUCUAAAGCUAGACACAAUUGACCAAAGCUUGACAAUUCUACAAAUUGCAAGAAUUAUAAAAUAAUUCGAAAGUAGAGGCGAUCGACCUCAAAAGAAUUGACAUGAGCAUCCAACCAUUGCAAAACAUCAAUCGAAAAAUGAUGAUAUAUACUUAUGUCCAUAUAUGUAUAUACCUUUGUAUGGUCUACCCUUUUAACCACUUUGAGAGACGGCUUCUGCAAUAAAAAUGUAGCACUCUAGUAAUAGUAAUUGUAAGAAAAAUGUUCAAAGCAAUGCCAACAGCAUCCAACCAUUGCUGAACAUCAAACACAAUUUUAAGAGAUAUGUCAUGAUCGGAUCGCAUUGGAAAGGAGAGAAUGUUACUAGUAUUUAUCAUCUAUAUAUGCACAUAUGUAUAUUUUUGUAUUGCGUCUAUCCUUUACUCAAUUAUAGCCAUUUGAAGAUGUGGCUUCUACAAUAAAAAUAAAACACAUUAUAAACAAACGA
This is a messenger RNA of Scaptodrosophila lebanonensis, 4709 nucleotides long. RefSeq names its product phosphoinositide 3-kinase regulatory subunit 4 (gene Vps15). The record is from RefSeq and is a predicted model, not a curated record. Gene Ontology annotation, molecular function: protein binding; protein serine/threonine kinase activity; ATP binding. Gene Ontology annotation, biological process: protein targeting to vacuole; macroautophagy; autophagy of peroxisome. The transcript is spliced from 9 exons. Bases 53 to 4096 code for a protein of 1347 amino acids. Gene Ontology annotation, cellular component: phosphatidylinositol 3-kinase complex, class III, type I; nucleus-vacuole junction; late endosome. NCBI's taxonomy places the organism in Eukaryota, Metazoa, Arthropoda, Insecta, Diptera, Drosophilidae.